UGCGGAUGGCGCUGAAGUCGAGGUCAGUGCAGGUGGAGGGUUAAGUAACCGCUGCUGCAGCUGCGCAAAACUGUCCAUCCGGAGCUAUUUCAUUCUAGCGAGGAAACCUUACUGCAACUGCCAACAUGCCUAAAUGCCCCAAGUGCAGCAAGGAAGUGUACUUUGCCGAGAGGGUGACAUCUCUGGGUAAGGACUGGCACAGACCCUGUCUGAAGUGUGAGAAAUGCAAUAAAACCCUCUCUGCAGGUUCGCAUGCAGAGCAUGAGGGAAAGCCGUACUGUAACAAUCCAUGUUACUCUGCACUCUUCGGACCCAAAGGGUUUGGACGUGGAGGCACUGAGAGCCACACAUUCAAAUAAACCCACACUUGGGUGUUGGCUUUAGGUUUCCUCCCUCUACUAGCUGGCAGGGGAAAGUAGGACGCCAUGCCUCAAGUGUUUUUAUCUAUAUAUAGCUCAACCAAAGAAAAAAAGGUGACCAAGCCAUGGCCAACUGUGUGGUGAUUCCUGAGAUCUAGAUUACGUCUGAAUUUAGACUAAAAUGUUUUUUCACUGAAAAUUCUCCACUGGCAUUACAUUUUAGUCCAAACCCAGGCUUAAUGCAGUGUCAGAAUUGAAGCCCAGUAGGUUUUAGUUUGGUGAAUGUAAUGUAGUUUGAUAUACAUAAAACCAUGUAAUGAUGUUUGGGAUAGUUCUGAGGCACUAUACAAAAUCGCUUUUGUAAUUAAACAUUGAGUUGUUAACA
Molecule: messenger RNA, 744 nt
Organism: Hemibagrus wyckioides
Lineage: Eukaryota; Metazoa; Chordata; Actinopteri; Siluriformes; Bagridae
Gene: crip1
Product: cysteine-rich protein 1
Exons: 5
Coding region: 126-359 (77 amino acids)
Biological process (GO): intrinsic apoptotic signaling pathway in response to DNA damage; regulation of gene expression
Molecular function (GO): zinc ion binding
Source: RefSeq, a predicted model, not a curated record